CCUUGACAGCGGCUGGGGUGAGGCCCGCGUCGCGGCGGUGUCUGCUCGGUGCUGUGUCUGUUGGAGGCGCCGCGGCGAUGGCCGUGGACACUCUGUCGCCGGACUGGGAGUUCGACCGUGUGGACGACGGCUCUCAGAAAAUUCAUGCUGAAGUCCAGCUUAAGAAUUAUGGGAAAUUCCUUGAGGAGUAUACAUCUCAGUUGAGAAGAAUUGAGGACGCACUGGAUGACUUGAUUGGAGAUGUUUGGGAUUUCAAUCUUGAUCCUAUAGCAUUAAAGCUUCUGCCAUAUGAGCAGUCCUCCCUUUUGGAACUCAUAAAGACUGAAAACAAGGUCUUAAACAAAGUCAUCACUGUUUAUGCUGCACUUUGUUGUGAGAUCAAGAAAUUAAAAUAUGAGGCUGAAACUAAGUUUUACAAUGGUCUUUUGUUUUAUGGUGAAGGAGCUACAGAUUCCAGUAUGGUGGAAGGUGACUGCCAGAUUCAGAUGGGAAGAUUUGUUUCAUUCUUACAGGAGCUGUCCUGUUUUGUCACGAGGUGCUAUGAGGUGGUGAUGAACGUAAUUCAUCAGCUGGCUGCUCUGUAUAUCAGCAACAAGAUAGGACCCAAAAUUAUAGAGACAACUGGAGUUCAUUUUCAGACUAUGUAUGAGCACUUGGGAGAACUGCUAACAGUUUUACUUACCCUGGAUGAAAUUAUUGAUAAUCAUGUCACACUGAAAGACCACUGGACUAUGUACAAAAGGUUGCUGAAGUCUGUCCAUCACAACCCUUCAAAAUUUGGGAUUCAGGAAGAAAAAUUGAAGCCAUUUGAAAAGUUCUUGCUGAAGCUGGAAGGGCAGUUAUUUGAUGGAAUGAUAUUCCAGGCCUGUAUUGAACAGCAGUUUGAUUCUCUCAAUGGAGGAAUAUCUGUGUCGAAAAAUAGUACUUUUGCAGAAGAAUUUGCACAUAGUAUUCGCUCAAUUUUUGCAAACGUGGAAGCCAAACUUGGUGAACCUUCUGAAAUUGACCAGAGAGACAAGUAUGUUGGAAUUUGUGGGCUCUUUGUACUGCACUUUCAGAUUUUUCGAACUGUUGAUAAAAAGUUUUAUAAGUCUUUAUUGGACAUUUGUAAGAAGGUGCCAGCCAUCACUUUAACUGCCAAUAUUAUUUGGUUUCCUGAUAAUUUUCUGAUUCAUAAAAUGCCAGCAGCUGCCAAACUUGUAGACAGAAAAAGUCUUCAAGCCAUUAAAAUACAUAGAGAUACUUUCCUGCAGCAGAAAGCCCAGUCACUUACCAAAGAUGUGCAGUCUUACUACGUCUUUGUGAGCUCAUGGAUGAUGAAAAUGGAGUCUAUGUUGUCUAAAGAGCAAAGGAUGGAUAAAUUUGCUGAAGACCUCACCAAUAGAUGUAAUGUUUUUAUACAGGGCUUCUUAUAUGCAUAUAGUAUUAGUACCAUUAUUAAAACCACAAUGAAUCUCUACAUGUCCAUGCAGAAGCCUAUGACCAAAACCUCAGUGAAGGCAUUAUGCAGGCUCAUUGAACUUCUCAAGGCGAUAGAGCAUAUGUUCUACAGGAGAAGCAUGGUUGUAGCGGAUUCAGUGUCACAUAUAACACAGCACCUUCAGCAUCAGGCUCUUAAUUCUAUUUCUGUAGCCAAGAAAAGAGUAAUUUCAGACAAAAAAUACAGUGAACAGCGUCUUGAUGUGCUUUCUGCUCUCGUUUUGGCUGAAAAUACCCUAAAUGGACCAAGCACAAAGCAACGACGACUUAUUGUUUCUUUGGCGUUAAGUGUUGGCACACAAAUGAAAACCUUUAAAGAUGAGGAGCUCUUUCCCCUUCAAGUAGUCAUGAAGAAGCUGGAUCUCAUCAGUGAACUUAGAGAACGAGUCCAAACACAGUGUGACUGUUGUUUUUUAUACUGGCAUCGAGCUGUCUUCCCAAUUUACUUAGAUGAUGUAUAUGAAAAUGCUGUUGAUGCAGCUAGAUUACAUUACAUGUUCAGUGCUUUACGAGACUGUGUGCCUGCCAUGAUGCAUUCAAGGCAUUUAGAGUCCUAUGAGCUACUUCUGGAUUGCUAUGACAAGGAAAUUAUGGAAAUUUUAAAUGAGCAUUUGCUGGACAAGCUGUGCAAGGAAAUUGAGAAAGACUUGCGGCUCUCUGUGCAUACUCACUUGAAGCUGGAUGACCGGAACCCCUUCCGAGUCGGCAGGAAAGACUUGGCUCUGUUUUUCUCUCUGAACCCGAUUAGGUUUUUCAGUCGUUUCAUUGACAUUAGAGCUUAUGUAACUCACUAUCUAGACAAGACCUUCUACAAUCUCACAACCGUAGCUCUUCACGAUUGGGCUACUUACAGCGAAAUGAGAAAUUUGGCUACUCAACGCUAUGGGUUGGUCAUGACAGAGGCACAUCUUCCUAGCCAGACUCUGGAGCAGGGACUUGAUGUUCUGGAGAUAAUGAGAAACAUUCACAUAUUUGUCUCUCGAUACCUCUAUAAUCUCAAUAAUCAGAUUUUUAUUGAACGGACAAGCAAUAAUAAACAUUUGAAUACUAUUAAUAUUCGACACAUUGCUAAUUCAAUUCGAACACAUGGGACAGGGAUCAUGAAUACAACAGUUAAUUUUACCUACCAGUUUUUGAAAAAGAAGUUCUAUAUAUUUAGUCAAUUUAUGUAUGAUGAACAUAUCAAAUCCAGAUUGAUUAAAGAUAUUCGGUUUUUCAGGGAGAUCAAGGACCAAAAUGAUCACAAGUAUCCUUUUGACAGAGCAGAAAAAUUCAAUCGUGGCAUAAGAAAACUCGGAAUCACACCAGAGGGACAGAGCUACCUUGACCAGUUCAGGCAGCUCAUCAGCCAGAUUGGUAAUGCUAUGGGCUAUAUAAGAAUGAUAAGAUCUGGUGGUCUUCAUUGUAGCAGCAAUGCCAUUAGAUUCGUGCCUGAUCUUGAAGACAUUGUGAGUUUUGAAGAGCUAGUAAAGGAAGAAGGGCUUGCAGAAGAAACACUCAGAGCAGCCAGGCAUUUGGACUCGGUCCUCAGUGAUCAUACCCGAAAUUCUGCUGAAGGCACAGAAUAUUUCAAAAUGCUUGUAGAUGUUUUUGCUCCAGAAUUUCGAAGGCCAAAGAAUAUACAUCUCCGAAAUUUCUAUAUCAUUGUCCCUCCUCUAACUCUUAACUUUGUAGAACAUUCUAUAAGCUGCAAAGAGAAAUUGAAUAAGAAAAAUAAAAUAGGAGCUGCAUUUACUGAUGAUGGUUUCGCCAUGGGUGUGGCUUAUACCUUAAAGCUUUUGGAUCAGUACCAGGAGUUCGAUUCACUUCAUUGGUUCCAGUCUGUUAGAGAAAAAUACAUAAAGGAGAUAAGAGCCGUUGCUAAGCAACAGAAUGUACAGUCAACUAGUCAAGAUGAAAAACUGCUACAAACCAUGAACCUCACUCAGAAGAGAUUGGAGGUCUAUCUACAGGAAUUUGAACUGCUUUAUUUCUCACUGAGCAGUGCAAGAAUUUUCUUCAGAGCAGACAAGACUGCGGCUGAAGAGAACCAAGAAAAGAAAGAGAAGGAAGAGGAAACUAAAACAAGCAGUGGAGAUGUACCUGAGGGCUCUGUGUCUACGGAUCCUGUUGUGAAAUGAUGGUAUGAAAUCAUCAGAAUUGUCAUACUUUUCCAGUGACAUGGAUGAUAUAGACUGCUUGAUAAAUUGUCAUUUCCUGGGUCACAUCAUGGAAAGUUCUGUAUGGCAGUACUCUAGAGUCAAGCCCAUUUUAUUUCUAAUGCUCUAGUUAUCAAGGGCUGAGAAGCAGAUAUUAAAAUUGGAUCUUUGUCUGGAGUGUAGGCUGAAGAUGCCCCUGCAAGACUCUUUACAUGAAGCUCUGGAAGGGAAAGUCCAGAUUCCCAUUGCUCCCCAUGUCCUGUGUUAUGUGCCCAGGUCCCCAUUGCUCCCGGUGUCCUGUGUUCUGUGUGCUUGUCAUUUGGGUGUGUCUGUGAUCCAUGUUCAUCUCAAAUCAUGGGAAAGUCAGUGCAUAUACUGUGUACACAGCCAGUAAAUACUCGAUUUAAAAAGAGUUGAGCUUGAAAUUUAUGAAACAUCUAUAUCAAAGACUGUGAGUCUGCAUUGAUGCUAGAGGUGAGGCGGGGUGACCGUCUGUGCAGUGUGGCUAACUGGUGAUCCUUCCUGUGUUGUUCAAUUCUGUAUGACUCACAUGAGCUGCUGAUGUCUUUGAUGAGACAUUUUAUAAUAGUUUACAUUGUUUUGGGAACAUUUAUCCUUCAACAGUUGCUUUAAAUUUAAGAUUUACUUAAUCUUCAAAGAAAACUCAGAUUAAGCCAUAGACUCCCACUUGAAGCUUCACUAAGUCUGAAAGCAUUCUGUGAUACUGGGGGAAAAAAGAAUGAAUUAUCCUACAUCCAAACUCAGGUUUCUUCAUUACAUUAGGUUGAAAUUUUGGUGGCAGUUUAGACAGAUUUUUUUUUUACUUUAAAUCCAGUAUAAUCUAAGACAUAUGAUUAAAUAAUAACUGCACUAUGGCAGGCUUAAUUUACCACUGUGAGAAUGAGCCUAGUAAGUCACUUUCUGAUUUUAAAAGAACGAAAGAUUGUGAGUAAAUUAGUUCCCAACAAGCUACUAGCUUUAUUUUUGUAAAGUAUGCUAGUAAAUAGUUAAGUGGAUUAAUCAUGGCCUUUUUGAACGUUUAAUAAUAUGAUGCCUUUUGGAUGAAAAGAAUGGUUUAAAACUUUAAAUGUAAUGCAGACAUUUUUUGGAAAUGCUUGUUUUUCUAUUACAUUUGCCUGCUUAACCAUUUCUUUGGAUAAAACUUGCAAAUAAUCCUAACACUUAGAAUUCUGACAUUGUUCCUUAGUUCCAGCUUUUGGAGUGGAGAUAUAGGGCUGUGCCUGGACUUACUGGUUAGGCUUGGUAACUUUCCCAGCCCAAGCUAAAUACUAUGACUGUUAGGUCAGAAGAACCAGAAUAGAUUGGAAAUGUUUUUUAUUAUAUAAACGUGGCUUAGAGAAUUAUGAACAAAGGAUGGAUUAAAGGCAUUUAAUGUUUGUAAUUGAUACUAACUGUAGAGAUGGCCCUAAAGCAUGCUGCAUAAUUAAUAAUUUAUAUUUUCAUUAUUAUAAAUGUUUAUAUUAAUGAUACUGGAUUUGAUUAUAUCAGAUUAGUCACCAUUUUAUAGUACCAGUAUUUUCUUUUUUAAAAAGUGUUCACAUACUGACCCCCUGGACACUUAAAAUUGGGAAGGAAGUGACAGAUAAUUGUUUUACCUUUAGUUAGAAGUAAUGUCACUACAGUCUGGGUAAAUUAUAAUAAGUUUGUGUAUUUGAAAUAAAAUCUCUGAAGAGAUUUAAAUGGUGUUAAACUGCAGACAGAGCAACAGGGCUUCAGUGUAUUCAUGCUUGAGUUAAUGUAUACAUUGGAUGAUGCUUUUCCUUGCUAACUAUUUUUUCACGAAUACUGUAACUUAAAUAUUAACAUGAGUGUUUUGUUGUAAAUUCACAGAAAACUUAAUGAUGUUCCAAUUCUCAGGAAUUAAGAGCUAACCAUAACAUUGUCAGUUCUAAUUAGAUUUUGUAAAAGACAGUAAGUUUGUUAUCUCACUGGUGGGCGUGGGGGGGGGUUGGUCUCCUUUUCCUCAGCUCUAAUAGAAUACAUUAUGUAUAAUAAAACAUUAAUAAAUAUAAUUUCAGAAUU
This is a messenger RNA of Cricetulus griseus (Chinese hamster), 5660 nucleotides long. Lineage: Eukaryota; Metazoa; Chordata; Mammalia; Rodentia; Cricetidae. The record is from RefSeq and is a predicted model, not a curated record.